AUGUUUGAAUCUGCAAGAAGUAUUAUGAAUUGGCUUGGUGAUUGUGCAAAGGUUAUAGCACUGAAGAACAAUCAAGUACAAUGGACAACUCCUCUUGGACUUCCUGUUGUUCAACCAUACCGCAAAUUAGGAAGACAUCUUAGGAGUUCUUUUAGUAAGUCAAAUUGUCAAAUUAAGACAUCUCUUCAAGUUUUGACACUACAACGAGAAACCGAUAAGGUGAUGGUGAAAAGACAAAGAACAGCCUUUCCUGCUAACUUUGUCCACUCUCUUGAUGGGUCCCACAUGAUGAUGACAGCCAUUGCUUGUAAAGAGGCCGUCUUAAGUUUUGCAGGUCAAGAUCUUGAUUACAUCAACAUAGCUUACAGUCAUCUUCUUCACUCUGAUUGGGCUAAGAUAGAUAAAUUAUUAACCAAAUCUAAUUCAUUACGAGUGAAACACAUUCUGUUAAAGCCUCAAAACGAUUACGUCAUUUCCCUAAAAUUCUUCAAAUGGAUUGAGCUUCACAACCCUAGUUUACUCACCCUCGAAACAAAUUCCAUCAUCCUCCACAUCCUCACCAAGAAUCGAAAAUUUGUGUCAGCUGAAUCCAUUUUAAAGAAGAUCAUCGGUUCUUGUUCUUGUGAUGUAAACCUCCAUUCUAAGCUCUUCGAUGCUAUUCUUCACUCUUAUCAAAUGUGUGAUUCCACUCCUCGUGUUUUCGAUGCCCUUUUCAAAAUGUAUGCACAGAUGAAGCAGUUCAGGAAUGCAACAGAGACAUUUUGUCGUAUGAAGGAAUACGGAUUUCUUCCUACCAUUGAAUCAUGUAACCUGUAUAUGAGUUCACUGCUUAGUUUCAAUCGAGCAGACAUCGCGUUACCAUUUUACAACCAAAUGAGAAGAUCCAAAAUCACAAUCAAUGUGUUCACUCUCAACAUGGUGAUGAAUGCUUAUGUUCAAUUAGGGAAACUAGAGAAUGCAGUCCAAGUGUUCGAUGAAAUGCAAGGUAUGGGAAUGAACCCUUUUGUCUCCUCCUACAAUACAUUGAUCACUGCAUACAUCAACCAAGGCCUUUUAACAACCGCAAUUAAGUUGAAACUUACAAUGGAGAAGAAUGGAAUAAACCCAAAUGCCAUAACUUACAACACAAUAAUCCAUGGAUUCUGUAAAGAAGGGAAACUACAUGAUGCUUUUAAAGUUUUUCUUGAAAUGAAAAGGGUAAAUGUGGAUCCUAAUACUAUAACUUACAACACAUUAAUCACUGCAUGUUCCCAAUCAGAUAAAAUCGAAAAGGAUAAUCAGAUUUUUGAAGAAAUGAUAAGAACUGGGGUCAAACCUGAUAUUUUGACUUAUAACGCAUUGUUGCUGGGACUUUGUAACGAAGGAAAAACCAAGAAAGCUGCUUAUUUGGUUAAAGAACUUGAUAAAAAGAAAUUAGUACCAAAUUCUUCAACAUUUUCUUCCUUAAUUAAAGCCCAAUGUGCUCGAAAGAACCCAGAUCGUGGUUUUCAACUUUAUAAAAGCAUGGUGAAAAGUAAUUAUCGUCCAAUUGAAGAUACUGUGGAGAUGUUAAUUUUAUCAUUCUUGCAAACAAAUGAUUAUGAUGGUGCUUUUGGUGUUUUUAAAGAGAUGUUAGAGAGCCUAUUGGGUCUGAUUUGGUUGUUUUGA
Molecule: messenger RNA, 1647 nt
Organism: Lactuca saligna
Lineage: Eukaryota; Viridiplantae; Streptophyta; Magnoliopsida; Asterales; Asteraceae
Source: the annotation of a GenBank genome assembly